AUGAUUUAUCUACCCUUAAUACGCUUAAAGAUUGAAAACAAUAACGAACGUCUGCUUCAAUUAAUAAGGAAGUUUAAUGCUGAACUAAAAGUCAUAGCAAACAGUUAUGAAAGUCUCAUCAAGUACCAUCAAAGUCUUCUAGAAGUUGCUAGAGAAGUAGGAGACAAGGCCGAAGAGGGAAGAAGUUAUGGCAAUCUCGGCUGCGCUUAUCAAGGUUUAGGACAGUUCAAAACAGCCAUCGAGUACCAUUAACGUAGCCUAGAAAUUGCUAAAGAAGUGGGAGACAAGGCCGGAGAAGGAGGAAGUUAUGGCAAUCUCGGCAACGCAUAUCGAGGUCCAGGACAGUUCAAAACAGCAAUCGAGUACCAUCAACGUCGUCUAGAAAUUGCUAAAGAAGUGGGAGACAUGUCCGGAGAGGGAAGAGGUUAUUGCGGUCUCGGCAACGCUUACCACAGUCUAGGACAGUUCAACACAGCAAUCGAAUACCAACAACGUAGUUUGGAAAUUACUAAAGAAGUGGGAGACAAGGCCGAAGAGGGAAGAAGUUAUGUCAAUCUCGGCUGCGCUUAUCAAGGAUUAGAACAAUUCAAAACAGCAAUCGAGUACCAUCAACGUAGUCUAGAAAUUGCUAAAGAAGUGGGAUACAAGGCCGAAGAGGGAAGAAGUUAUGGCAAUCUCGGUUGCGCUUAUCAAGGAUUAGGACAGUUCAAAACAGCAAUCAAGUACCAUCAACGUAGUCUAGAAAUUGCUAAAGAAGUGGGAGACAAGGCCGGAGAGGAAAGAGGUUAUUGCGGUCUCGGCAACGCUUAUCAAGUUCUAGGACAGUUCAAAACAGCAAUCGAGUACCAUCAACGUCAUCUAGAAAUUGCUAAAGUGGGAGACAAGGCCGGAGAGGGAAGAGGUUAUUGCGGUCUCGGCAACGCUUAUCAAGUUCUAGGACAGUUCAAAACAGCCGUCAAGUACCAUCAACGUAGUUUGGAAAUUGCUGAAGAAGUGGGAGACAAGGCGGGAGAGGGAGGAAGUUAUUGCGGUCUCGGCAUUGCUUAUCACAGUCUAGGACAAUUCAAAACAGCAAUCGAGUGCCAUCAACGUCAUCUAGAAAUUGCUAAAGAAGUGGGAGACAAGGCUGGAGAGGGAAGAAGUUAUGGCAAUCUCGGCAACGCUUAUCACAGUCUAGGACAGUUCAACACAGCAAUCGAGUACCAUCAACGUAGCCUAGAAAUUGCUCAAGAAGUGGGAGACAAGGCCGAAGAGGGAGGAAGCUAUGGCAAUCUCGGCUGCGCUUAUCACAGUCUAGGGCAGUUCAAAACAGCAAUCGAGUACCAUCAACGUCACCUAGAAAUUGCUAAAGAAGUGGGAGAAAUAUCCAAAGAAGUGGGAGACAAGACUGGAGAGGUGUGCUCACUCUGUUCCCUUGGAAGCAUUUUUGAGUGCCAAGGAAAUCUUAUGAUGGCCUUUGACUGUUAUUACUUGAGUGUACAGUUGUAUGAUGAUAUUAGGGCCAGUCUUCAACUCAACGAUCGGUGGAAGAUUUGUUAUCGUAAUCAGCACCAAAGUGCAUACGAAGGUUUG
This is a messenger RNA of Pocillopora meandrina, 1572 nucleotides long. NCBI's taxonomy places the organism in Eukaryota, Metazoa, Cnidaria, Anthozoa, Scleractinia, Pocilloporidae. The record is from the annotation of a GenBank genome assembly.